UGUCGGACUUAUCGCAUCCAAAUCAUCUACCACCGCGUCCAGCCAGCCGCCAGCACAUACCUCUCAAUAUGAACGGACACAAACGUCCUCGUUUAGGGCCAUCAGAAGACAAUUCAAUUCAGGACCUACUGCCACUCAGCGACCAAAAUGCUUGGUUCUAUCCCGCUUAUGGAUACGAUUCGGAUUCUGAAGAGUUGGCUGCAGGUACAGCCCUAGGGAACUGGGGCAAGAAAGACAUGAAAGGAGCCCGAUGGGUACGACGAGGAAAACUGAGCGCAUGGAGCCCAGGUAUGGAAGAAUGGCAGGCGGAAGAGCGCGCUCGGAAGCGUCUAAAACAGCUACUCCCGCAAACAAAACGAUCUCCAUCGCCUCCCACCCUUCCUCAUCUAUUACGUUCUUCGUCGCCUCCUCUUACUUCACCCUACCCGCCGCCGACGUCUCAGCACUUUAGUUACUCGUCAUUUGUCAUGGACAAGGCCGUGACACAUACAUUCAGGUCCAGCCUCCUCGAAGAACUCGAGCAAUCCACAAAUAGUCUUAUUGAAGGCGAGGCGAACAUGAAGGCGGCAUUGGGUCGUCUGUGGCAAGUCAUCAGUGAGGAGCCGGAGCCGGAGCCCACUGGUACCUCUGUCGUGACGAAACGCGAAGACGAAGAUGGCGAUAGUGCCGAAGAUGUGGACAAAGCUAGGAGAAUCGCUCGUGCGCCCGACCUGACGCCACCUAUCCACAAGCUGUUCUUGUUCUCGUACUCUAGUGAGCCGCCCGUACAUGAGCCCUCGCAUUUCGCGUCGCCGGAAACGCAGCAAGAUAAUCUUGAACGCUCCGUCGGCGUGCUCCGAGAACUGCAAGACGACGGCAGAGAAUAUAUCGAGCGUCUGCAAGAGAUCAGGGAAGGCUUAGGGGAGAUCAAGGCCCAGAGGAACGGAGUCUGGCAGAUGGUACGGGAGAAAGCAUUGAAAGAAUUGCAAGACGCGGCGUUGAUGGCGGUUCCGUAGGAUUUUCUAUUUGCUUGACUUCUGUGUCUGCUCUGCUGUUAGUUGUAAAUGAUUGUAUAUCCGUUCUGUCAAUCUAUUGCCGCCAGGCUGCUUUACGGACGUC
Molecule: messenger RNA, 1098 nt
Organism: Guyanagaster necrorhizus
Lineage: Eukaryota; Fungi; Basidiomycota; Agaricomycetes; Agaricales; Physalacriaceae
Exons: 3
Coding region: 69-995 (308 amino acids)
Source: RefSeq, a predicted model, not a curated record